AGAAGAAGAAGGCAGAGAAGGAGGAACAGAAAGACUGGCCUUUGAAGCGAAUAAAGCUCUCUGCUUUUUAUAAGCCUUCUCUACAAGAAACCCCUCAUUCUCUUCAUCUGCCAUGGCUCCUUUCUUCACCUUCCUCUUCCUCCUCUCCACUCUCCACCUCACCCCCACAUUGCAACAGACCACAGUAUCUCAUUCCGGUCAGAUCAAUUCCAACUCUGUUCUGGUUGCUCUGCUUGACUCGCAUUAUACAGAGCUUGCUGAAUUGGUAGAAAAGGCUCUUCUUUUACAGACCCUUGAAGAUGCCGUGGGGAAGAACAACAUCACGAUUUUUGCCCCCAAGAAUGAAGCGCUGGAACGGGAUCUCGAUCCUGAGUUCAAGCGCUUCUUGCUCGAGCCAGGGAAUCUCCGGUCGCUUCAGACUCUGUUGCUUUACCACAUUGUGCCCACGAGGAUUGAGCUGAACUCCACCACCGAGUCAACUCACCACCACACUCUCGCCCAAGACCGGGUGGAGCUAAACAGUCAGGAAUCGGGUUCUAUAUUUAUUAGCACGGCAAAGGUUAUACACCCGAAUGCCGUCGGCCGUCCAGAUGGCGUGAUUCACGGGAUCGAACGGCUUUUAAUCCCCCGAUCUGUACAGCAAGAUUUCAACAAUCGGAGAAAUUUACAGUCAAUCUCCGCUGUUAAGCCUGAAGGGGCGCCUGAGGUCGACCCGAGAACAAACCGUCUCAAGAAACCGGCGCCCCCUGCCAAACCCGGUUCCCCGCCGGCUCUUCCAAUCUACGACGCGAUGGCUCCAGGCCCUUCACUGGCUCCGGCACCAGCUCCCGGUCCAGGUGGACCCCAUCAUCACUUCAACGGCAUGAGACAAGUGAAGGAUUUCAUCCAGACGCUGCUGCAAUACGGGGGCUACAAUGAAAUGGCUGACAUUUUGGUAAAUUUAACAUCUUUGGCCACAGAAAUGGGGCGGCUGGUGUCGGAGGGGUAUGUCUUAACCGUUUUAGCCCCCAACGAUGAGGCCAUGGCGAAGCUGACGACUGACCAACUGAGCGAGCCGGGCGCCCCGGAGCAGAUCAUCUAUUACCAUUUGAUUCCAGAGUACCAGACUGAGGAGAGUAUGUACAAUGCCGUCAGGAGGUUCGGGAAGGUGUCCUACGAUACUCUCCGGCUGCCGCACAAGGUCGUGGCUCAGGAGGCUGAUGGGUCAGUGAAAUUUGGGCACGGCGAAGGUUCUGCUUACUUGUUCGAUCCCGAUAUAUACACUGACGGAAGGAUCUCCGUUCAGGGGAUUGAUGCGGUCCUGUUUCCACCUGAGGAGAAAACCCAAGAUGAAAAGAAAACAAUCAAAGUCGCAACGGUGAAACCCAGAAGAGGAAAGUUGCUUGAAGUAGCAUGUAGGAUGCUUGGUGCCGUUGGUCAAGAUUCUCAUUUCAGCAAAUGCCAAUGAAAGGAACCAUCAUUUCUUCCAUCAAAAAUGAAAACUUCAAACAAUUAAAAAGGUUGAGCAGCAUGUUGUAAAGUUCCAUUGAAUGAGAUUUGAUUUGUUACUUUGUCUACAAUAGGAUUUUAUUAAAUGGGGGUUCCUGACCUGAUUCCAUAGAUGGGGAGAUGGAGAGCUUCUAAGUCUUGAAGUUCCAUUAUACAAUGUGAAGGGAAAAGGUCACCAUCGUUACUCAAAGGCUCAGAAGGCCUUUUUUUUCUUUUUUUUUUCUUUUUUUUUUUCGUAUUUUAAUUUGUGUGUGAAAAUUGAAAUUAUGCAAAUACGGUGGUGGUGGUGGUGGUGGUGGGCUGUCUUUCUUCUGUUUGUUUUGAAGAGAAAAUUUUGUAUGAUGUGGAAUAAGCAGAAAGAACAGUUGGACACAUGGGCAUCCCACUUUAUUAUAAUAAUAAAAAGGUAGGGAGAGAAAGGGAGAACGGAAAAAGGAAAAAGAUUGUGGAAGUUCAAUAAAAUAAAUUUGUAUUCCUUGUUUGUUAAUGGUGGUUUAAGAGAAGUAAUUGUAAUUAUUUUUUGUGAAUACCUUUCUCUUUUUAAUCAAUAUUUCUCUUGAAAUGAGAAAAAUGAGUGGCAUGGGAAAGAAGCAAAGGAUUGUGUUGAAGAAUAAGUCAGUUGAGAAUCAGUCUAUCAAGUUUUGCUUGCUUUCUUGCAUGGCAUAUGAUGUUAUUCUAAUUCUUUUUCUUUCUGUUGAUCUUGAGAAAUUUUUAUCUCAAAAUGAUUGUGUUGAAGAAUAUUUAUUCAUCAAAUAUAGAUUUUCCAUUUUCUCUUUGUUCUCAAAUAAAUCAGAUUAUUUAUU
Rubroshorea leprosula is the source of this 2291-nucleotide messenger RNA. NCBI's taxonomy places the organism in Eukaryota, Viridiplantae, Streptophyta, Magnoliopsida, Malvales, Dipterocarpaceae. The record is from the annotation of a GenBank genome assembly.